ACGUGCCCUAAUUUGCAAUGGUUGCAGUGACUGGCUGGGACGCUCCUCUGUUUCUUACUCUGGGGGAGGUUGCUGAUGAGAAAACGCCCCGAGCGUUGUGUUAGCGCUAUAGAUACGGUUCUUAAUCUCCCCGAGUGCCUGCUCAGCAGUUCCAAUUUCAACAUGUCGGAACAGCCGGAGCUCAGCGGCCUCAGCGAUGAAGCAGCUUACACCGUCUGCUCCAACCCGGAUCCCAGUACCAAGGAUUUUCUGUUGCAGCAGACAAUGUUACGAAUAAAAGAUCCUAAGAAGUCACUGGAUUUUUAUACAAGAGUUCUUGGAAUGACAUUGCUCCAAAAAUGUGACUUUCCCGCUAUGAAAUUCUCACUUUAUUUCUUGGCUUAUGAAGAUAAAAAUGAUAUCCCAAAAGAUACAAAAGAAAGAACAGCUUGGACUUUCUCUAGAAAGGCUACACUUGAACUAACACAUAAUUGGGGCACUGAAAAUGAUGAGAAUCAGUCUUACCACAAUGGCAAUUCAGAUCCUCGGGGAUUUGGUCACAUUGGAAUUGCAGUCCCUGAUGUAGCUGCAGCUUGUAAGAGGUUUGAAGAGCUGGGAGUGAAAUUUGUGAAGAGACCAGAUGACGGUAAAAUGAAAGGACUUGCAUUUAUUCAGGAUCCUGAUGGCUACUGGAUUGAAAUUUUGAAUCCUAACCACAUGGUGACCCUCAUCUAGUUUUAAAGUAACAUACUAUACAGUAGGUACAAGUCUUUUCCAGGAGGCUGAAAACAUAUAACACACUCUACUAUUUAUGAGACAUAUACUUGAUUGAGAGGAAUUAACCUCACCCACAAAUAGUUAUUUACCAAUCCUGUUAGAACCUCAUCUUGCUUGGAUUCCCCUUUGUAUUCUUCUUUUGUUUACUUUUUUGUGAUGCCACUGCUUCCUGUUUCUAAUUAGGAGAGCAUAAUACCAUCUGUGUUCUGAAAAUGCACUCAUGCACAUUCACCAUUUAUGCAAAAAAUAGUAUAUUCGCCCCUUCGGGGCUGAUUUGAGUUAGUGAAAUUUUGGCUGCACAAUAUAGCUAUGUUUGAACCAGCCUGAGAAUUGGUAUAUUGGGGGUGGGAUAUGUGAGUAGGAAGAUUGCUGUAUCUUAUGUCGUGUAUGUCUAGCACCAGCGACAGGUUUUUUGUUUGUUAAACUUGGGGAGGGGAUAAAACACUUUAAACUAGACUUUUGGGCUACAUCUUGCUUACACUGAAGUCAAUGGCAAAAUUCCUUUGGACUUCAAUGGAAGCAGGAUUGGGACCUUUGUGUGUACAGUUAUGUCAGUAGACAUUCAGGAGCAACUUGUAGGUAUUCAAGCUGCUUGAGACUAGAAACUUAAUGGCAGUGGCACAUCGAGUCCAACAGAGAGAGAGAGUUCAGUCUGCGUUGCAUUUGAGCAGCUAUGACUGUUGACUGCAAGUAAGCAGACGAGGUCAGCAGACUUGCCACUUGCUCUCAAGAGUGGGCAUCUAAGAGGACAGAAUCUGAACAUCUAUUCUGAAAAUCAAGGGCUAUACAGCAAUUAGCUUACAACUAAGAAGUAGCUGAAAAUGCCAUGAUUCCUUAUUCAGUGGCUGAGAGCUGGCAGACAUACUUAUCCCUUAUCUGUGAUUGCGUGUGAUGCCUGGGCUUCUGCUAGCUAUAGUGCAUUUAAACUAUAUCUUUUAUAUCAAGCUACAAUUUGAUACAGGAGUCUGGUUAACUAAAAUCCUAGUAGUUUGUGAAACCAUGACUACCUGCUGUUAUGACAACUUUUUAUCUGCCUUUUUAAAAAUAUAAAAAGUAGUAGUUGCAGUUGCAGUGAAGUUGUACAUGUGAACCAGUUUCAUGUUAAAGUGUUUCAGUAGCACUGAAAUACUCACUUUACCGUCCCCCCGCCCCCACCAAAAAGCAAAACCCAUAACAAAACCAUCUUGAUAUUUAGUGCGUUUCUAGAAGCACUUUAUAAUUCCUGUUGGGACUGAACAGUGCUGAGUGAUGUGACUGUUAAAUUGGAUAGCCCUGUGGCAUCAAAUAAAAGUAUUUAUUUCCAAAUAAAGUGCCUGCAAAACUUUGAAAAUUCUUCUCUAAAGCUGUAUGACCUACAGUACUUCACUACCCACUAAGGCCUUGUCUACACUACAAAGUUAAGUAGACAAGUUAUGUCAAUGAUCAUCCACCGCUGUAAUUAAACCAC
Messenger RNA from Emys orbicularis (European pond turtle), 2203 nucleotides. It is a transcript of the gene GLO1, whose product is annotated as glyoxalase I. Bases 76 to 714 code for a protein of 212 amino acids. Lineage: Eukaryota; Metazoa; Chordata; Testudines; Emydidae. The record is from RefSeq and is a predicted model, not a curated record. The transcript has 6 exons. Gene Ontology annotation, molecular function: metal ion binding; lactoylglutathione lyase activity.